Messenger RNA from Lutzomyia longipalpis, 881 nucleotides. RefSeq names its product ribosomal RNA small subunit methyltransferase NEP1. The record is from RefSeq and is a predicted model, not a curated record. Gene Ontology annotation, molecular function: rRNA (pseudouridine) methyltransferase activity; rRNA binding. Gene Ontology annotation, cellular component: nucleolus; small-subunit processome. Gene Ontology annotation, biological process: rRNA base methylation. NCBI's taxonomy places the organism in Eukaryota, Metazoa, Arthropoda, Insecta, Diptera, Psychodidae. Bases 130 to 858 code for a protein of 242 amino acids. The transcript has 2 exons.
CACUUCUCUCCCAAAACAUGAAAUUUUUGAGGUUAUGGUUUUGACAACAAACAGAGAACUUCCCAAAAAUACCAAAAAAACAUCCCCGGAGAACAAUUUUAGGCAAUUUUACUGUUAUUCUGAAAGAAAAUGAAGCAAAACAAGAAGGGAAGUAAGAAAAGAAAAGCCCCACCGAGUUUUGUGGAAGCAGACGCACCGGAAAUCAAACGUCCUCAGGGGAACCUCGUGUGCCUCAAUGAGAGGAAGUUGAUUGUGGUGCUCGAGGGGGCUCAGCUGGAGGUUACAAAGGUUGGGAAUGUCUUUGAGCUGCUCAAUUGUGAUGAUCACACAUCGAUUCUCCGGAAGCACGGACGCUCCCCGGGCUCCUGUCGCCCUGACAUAACACACCAGUCCCUCCUGAUGCUCCUCGACAGCCCGCUAAAUCGCGCAGGACUCCUUCAGGUGUUCAUUCGCACGCAUCAGAAUGUUCUGAUUGAAGUAAAUCCCGCCACACGCAUCCCGCGGACAUUUAAACGCUUCGCCGGGAUGAUGGUGCAGCUGCUGAACAAAUUCUGCGUACGAGCAGACUCAGAAACGGGGGAGAAGCUCCUCAAGGUGAUAAAGAAUCCCAUAACAAAUCAUCUACCGGCUGGAUGUACGAAGAUCACGAUGUCCUUCACAGGAAGGCUGGUGGGGAAUUGCCGGGAACUGGUACCGAAGGACAAACCCAUUGUCUUAGUUGUGGGGGCUUUUGCGCAUGGAAAUGUCGAUGUGGAUUACACAGAAGAGGGGGUUUCCAUAAGCAAAUUCCCCCUUUCGGCAGCCCUUACGUGUACAAAGCUGUGUAAUGCCUUUGAGGAAGUCUGGGAGGUUGAAUAAAGGAUUUUAUUUGUUAAAUUAAA